CACAGCAUUGUGGAUAUUUGACCACCCGCAGUACCGAUCCUGGAUAGAUACUGAGCACUGCGCAUGCCCAAGCGGCAAUAAGAGAUCAUGAAAGUUUGCUACAAACAUGCUUUGGAUUCAUGGACAUCCAGGAUCUGGUAAAACUAUUUUAGCCACUUCGGUCCUGGACGAGCUUGACGAAAGCGAAGACCAACCCGAAGACGGGAUUCGCGUGGUCUUGCAUCAUUUCUUCCGAUACAACUCCGAAGCAUCCAGAUCACCAGCAUCUGCGUUCCGUUCCCUUCUUUCUCAAAUCCUUUGGGGUUGUCGUCAUGACAAAUAUAUCGUUGACAAAUUUACCUUUAUGAUGACAUCCAAGUCACAAGGGCAGCUGGACGCCUCGGAAGGGACCUUGGGCGAUCUGCUUCAAAUUUGUCUCGAUCCAAACGCCAUAAUCGUGGUGGAUGGCGUUGACGAGUGUAGCGAUAGCGACUCCUUUGUCUCCUCACUACUUCGGUUGUCAUAUGCUUGCAAUCCGAGAAUACUUCUUCUCGGUCGCGUUAACGUUGCUCAACUCCAACGCUCAGUUCCGAUUAAGUCACAGCUGAGUCUCUCAAAGCAGGAGCUCUCGUUGGACAUUCGGCUAUUCUGCGAACACAAGCUUGAGGACUUGAUAGAGGAAGAACUAUUACCCGAAUCUGCAUCAAAUGACCUCGAACGGCUAAUUGAACACCUCGUCAACGGUGCAGAUGGUAUGUUCUUGUGGGCACGGUUAAUGUUCGAGUUUCUUCGUUCCACCUCCUUGUCCCAGAAGAGAAGGGUAAAUAUCAUCGCCGAGAUCAAAUUCCCAGAGGGCCUCGAGAAAAUGUAUCAUCGUAUCUUCCUCCUUAUCAGCCAGUCUGGUCACUCAACACGCAAUCUGGCAACAAACAUUUUCACAUGGCUUGUAUUUGGUGCUACCCCCAUGACGACUCGUCAAAUUAGGCAGACAUUGGUCAUAGAAGGCUUCUGGACUUCGGAUACCUCGGAGGAUAUCAGUGAAUUCGAGAGUGCAAUAAUCAUGGCCUGCAAGGGGCUUGUUGAGCUUGUCCCAAUGUCCAAGGAUUUGCCUAAUGCCCGUGGACUACAACUAAUUCAUUCAACCGUCAAGGAAAUCCUCACCUGCCCCGAUCCAGCUUCCGGUCUUGAAUCUACGUCACUAAGCCAGGAGCUUAUCAAAUUACCAACACCAGAAAUCGCUAAUUUUAAUAUUGCACAUUGUUGCCUUCGGCAAUUGUUGCACUAUACGCCAGUUGGACCUUUGUCAGAGCAAAUGCAUCGAAGUAUAUCGUGCCUCGAUUUGGCUGCAAACCUCCCGUUCACAGAUUAUGCUGCUGUCUACUGGGUGCAUCACGCAUCAGCAACAAUCAUAGACACCUCCAAAAUCACGACACAUAAUGCGCAGGUAGACAAGUCAUUCGAAAAUGCUUUUCUCGGCUUUGCUGCAGACCUCAGAAAAUUCUUGAGUAUCCCGAAGACAGUCACUGUGUGGCUUGAAGCCUUCUACACGAGCUCUCACGCUGAUCGUCCGUCGGGAUCUGGACUACGGACAUGGGCGAGCUGGCUAUCGGAUCUAACCCAGGAAACCAACCUCAGAGUCGAUGGUGCUCUUCUGGGCAUGAUCUUUGAGUUCUGCAGCGACCUUGACCGCAUUGUCAGGAUUUGGGACUCGAACUUGCGAUUAACGCCGCAUAUUGUGUGGGAUGAACUCACCGCAGCUGGCCUUGCACCAAGUCAAAUGUUCUUCUCGUCUGGUAGUACGAGGGUCAGAUCUCGGGCUCCCAAUAGGCCAAGUGAUUUUGCUGCUGCUGUAGCGAAUAAUCCAGAGGCGUCGAUGUCUGCUGUUUCGGCAGACGGAUCUUUGCUAGGGGUCUUGAGUGUGCUCUACUAUCGUCAAGAGCGGGAUCAUUGCCUCUGUCUACAUCGCGUCAUACGAGCUGUGGCCCCUGGACUUGGAUCGCCAGCGCGUUGCCCGAGUCGUUGUUCAACUUGACGCCCAAGAUCGAAAAUAUUUCAAUAUGUCCAGCCAGAAGCCUAUGUCGAUUAGUUGCGACAACUUAUUGUUCUCAGUGUCCCACAAAAUAUGGAGAUUGAGCCCACACCCAACAUCCCUAGCUCGAGGGCUCACGCAAGAACCAUGGCCCGAGCCUAUCGAAUUCAGUACAGUUAUCAUCCCUGAUGGCUUUUUCGACAAUGAAGGGU
Molecule: messenger RNA, 2220 nt
Organism: Hyaloscypha bicolor E
Lineage: Eukaryota; Fungi; Ascomycota; Leotiomycetes; Helotiales; Hyaloscyphaceae
Exons: 3
Coding region: 107-2011 (634 amino acids)
Source: RefSeq, a predicted model, not a curated record